AUAUAUUUUUUGUUGUUUUUAUUAACAAUCUGGUGAGUAUAUAUAUCGAUGGGUUGUCGGAGGUUUAAUCAGUAUUGAUCUGUCCGCGUUUCAGAACACAACUCAAAAAACAAUCCAAACAUUUGCAAUCAUGAAGUGCAUCGCAGCUGUAGUCAUGAUGGCCCUGGCCGCUGUCGCCGACGCUGGACUCGCCCCACUGCUGUACGGAGCUCCACUGGCCAUUGCCGCCCCGCACACCACAGUCGUGCAGAGCAACUCGGACGCUAAGCUGAUUACGACGGCCCCGGCAUACUCCUAUGCUGCGGCUCCGUUGGCCUAUCCCUACGCCGCUGCUGGUGCCCCGCUGGCAUACGCCCCUGCCGCUCCGUACUACUACACCGCCCCGCUGGCCUACAGUGCUCCGGCGCUGCUCUACCAGAAGGAGGCUCGCUAUCUGGCCGCCAACCGGGGCGCGAUCCACGAGGCGCCACUGCCAGGCCACGCUUUCUCCCAGCAGCAGUUGAACCUGGAGGCUGCACCUGGUUCGGACUAAACGCUGCUGGAUUGGAUAAGGACGUUCGCUCUCUUAAAAAAAUUGGGAAAUCAGUAAUUCUGGACGCUACGAAGCAAUUCGUUCAAAAUACAACAAUUUGGCUUGAAAAGUAAA
Molecule: messenger RNA, 646 nt
Organism: Anopheles coluzzii
Lineage: Eukaryota; Metazoa; Arthropoda; Insecta; Diptera; Culicidae
Product: adult cuticle protein 1-like
Exons: 2
Coding region: 131-532 (133 amino acids)
Source: RefSeq, a predicted model, not a curated record